Messenger RNA from Ilex paraguariensis (yerba mate), 287 nucleotides. NCBI's taxonomy places the organism in Eukaryota, Viridiplantae, Streptophyta, Magnoliopsida, Aquifoliales, Aquifoliaceae. The record is from the annotation of a GenBank genome assembly.
AUGGUCACGACCUCUAACUUGAGGCAAUUGCUUGUUUUGAGCAUAGUAGUACUUGCUCUCUUCACCAAUCAUGCAUCUUUUCACGCAGCUGCAGGCAGUGGCAGCGCCACCAGAGAAGGCCAAGAUGUUGAAACCGUGGGUGGUGCUGCUGCGGUUUCAGAAAUGGGAGUGGAUGAAGGCAAGAAUAAAAGAUCCAACACCUCUUUGCUUGUUCGAUCAAGACACUUGCCAACAAUUCUGCCGUGGGGUGCAGUCUUCCGGGGUCCUCCCAUGAUACCCCAACGGCC